This is a messenger RNA of Lottia gigantea (owl limpet), 753 nucleotides long. RefSeq lists its product as hypothetical. The annotation marks the transcript as partial. Lineage: Eukaryota; Metazoa; Mollusca; Gastropoda; Lottiidae. The transcript has 5 exons. The record is from RefSeq and is a predicted model, not a curated record.
AAAUGUCAUCACCAAUAAAGCAAGGCAAAGAAUUUAUGUUUUCUCCUGUCAAAUCACCAGUUGCAGAACUUCCAAAAGGCAACCUGACAGGAAAGCCGAGGAAGUUAAAAGAUGGGGCUGCUGAUGUCCAUAAUGCUAUUUUAACCUGGAAACAACUGAAUAUACAGGGUACAAGUCUUUUUAACCAAAUAGCUAACAUCAAACUGGAGAAAGUAUUUGAUGAGAGUAAGGAAUCAGAUGAUUUACCAGCCUCAUUAGAACCAUUAUGUGAACAACUUUUACUAUUGUAUCAAACUAUGAAGAAAGCAGUGAUGAAGAUAAAGAAAAUUAUAAUAAUGAUAAAUGGUAUUAUUGAUUUGAGUGAUUAUCAACACGGUGAAAGUCAUAGUGAAAUAUUCUUCAAAACUUGGACACUUCAUGACUUUGUGGAAUGUAUUAGUGAACUUCAUGGCAUGUACCAAGAGGAACUAAAAUUAAAGAAAUGUCUGAUAGAAAAUGUGGCACAUGCGUCAAAUCGUAAAAUGCUGAUGUUUUACUCUGCUUCAUGGAUUCAUCAACCCUACAUUACUUCAAAAGCUGAAUUGUUGUUGGAUAGUUUAUUAUUAGAAACUGGUUUAAAGUGAAGAUAUCACAUAAAUUUCAAAGGCUGAUAAGAGCUUAUCUUUAUGUAUCUAAUAUUUAUACUCAGUGUUCUGAGCCCAUUUAUGUUGAUAGGAGUUGCUGAAAGUAUAUUGUGAACACUGCUCUAUCAAU